GUAGCUAAAUAUAAAAACAUACCAACCCAUUCAAGAAUAAUUUUUAUUUUGGGUAGCCUUGGCUACCUCAUGGCUCAUGUUAUAAGAGGACCACGCUCCUGGUUAUGACUAUGGAGUUACAUAGUGUGUGCCGCACGAUUCGUGAAGCCAGACAACUUCACCUCUCACUCCUCAAAACCGGUAAUCUGCAUUCAUCCGUCAUCACCACCAACCGCCUCCUCCAAUUAUACUCACGCCGCGGCUCUCUCCAUGAUGCAUCCAAACUGUUCGACGAAAUGCCGCAACCAAAUCCUUUCUCAUGGAACACCCUCAUUGAAGCUCACAUUAACUUAGGUCACAGAAACAAGUCACUGGAAUUGUUCCAUGCCAUGCCCCACAAAACCCAUUACUCCUGGAACCUCAUUGUUUCGACGCUUUCCAAGUCGGGUGAUCUUCAACAAGCUCAGGCUCUCUUCAAUGCCAUGCCUAUGAAGAAUCCUCUUGUUUGGAAUUCGAUGAUUCAUGGUUAUUCUCGACAUGGGUAUCCUAGAAAUUCGCUUUUACUUUUUAAGGAGAUGAAUUUGGACCCUUUGGAAACGGUGCACCGUGAUGCGUUUGUGUUGUCAACUGUUUUUGGUGCAUGUGCUGAUUUGUUUGCUCUUGAUUGUGGGAAACAAGUUCAUGCGCGUGUUUUUAUUGAUGGUUUUGAAUUCGAACAAGACAAGGUUUUGUGUAGUUCGAUAGUUAAUUUUUAUGGGAAAUGUGGUGAUUUGGAUAGUGCUGCUCGGGUCGUGGGUUUUGUGAAGGAAGUUGAUGAUUUUUCUUUAUCUGCUUUGGUAUCGGGUUAUGCAAAUGCCGGUAGAAUGAGUGAUGCAAGAAAGGUUUUUGAUAACAAGGUUGAUCCUUGUUCUGUGCUGUGGAAUUCGAUUAUUUCUGGUUACGUGUCCAAUGGUGAGGAAAUGGAAGCAUUGGCUCUAUUCAACAAAAUGCGUAGGAAUGGGGUUUGGGGAGAUUUCUCUGCUGUUGCAAACAUUUUGAGUAUUUCCAGUAGCUUGCUCAAUGUUGAACUUGUGAAGCAAAUGCAUGAUCAUGCUUUUAAGAUUGGGGCGACUCAUGAUAUUGUGGUCGCUAGUACUCUGCUUGAUGCAUACUCCAAAUGUCAACACCCCCAUGACUCUUGCAAGUUGUUUCAUGAGCUCAAAGUUUAUGAUGCGAUCUUGCUUAAUACUAUGAUUACUGUGUAUUGUAAUUGUGGAAGAGUUGAAGAUGCAAAAGAAGUUUUUAACUCGAUGCCUAAUAAAACCUUGAUUUCAUGGAAUUCAAUCUUGGUUGGCCUCACUCAGAAUGCAUGUCCAAGUGAGGCGUUGGAUACUUUCUCUAUGAUGAAUAAGCUGGAUGUGAAAAUGGACAAGUUUAGCUUUGCUAGUGUUAUAAGUGCUUGUGCUAUUAAAUCAUCCCUUGAACUCGGUGAGCAGUUAUUUGGUAAAGCUAUUACUUUGGGGCUUGAAUCUGACCAAAUAAUUUGUACCUCACUUGUUGAUUUUUAUUGUAAAUGUGGUCUUGUUGAGAUGGGACGAAAAGUUUUUGAUGGAAUGAUUAAAACUGAUGAAGUUUCAUGGAAUACAAUGCUGAUGGGAUAUGCAACAAAUGGAUAUGGAAUAGAAGCACUAACCCUUUUUAAUGAAAUGGGGUAUAGUGGUGUGAGGCCUUCAGCUAUCACUUUUACUGGGAUUCUUUCAGCCUGUGAUCACUGUGGUCUUGUAGAAGAAGGAAGGGAUCUAUUUCGUACUAUGAAGCAUGACUAUGAUAUAAAUCCAGGGAUUGAACAUUACUCUUGCAUGGUAGACCUUUUUGCCAGAGUUGGUUGUUUUGGGGAAGCAAUGUAUCUUAUUGAAGAGAUGCCUUUUCAGGCUGAUGCAAACAUGUGGUUAUCAGUAUUAAGAGGCUGCGUAUCCCAUGGAAAUAAGACUAUUGGAAAGAUGGCUGCAGAGAAAAUUAUUCAGCUUGAUCCUGGAAAUUCAGGUGCUUAUAUACAAUUGUCUAACAUACUUGCAACUUCGGAGGAUUGGGAAGGAUCAGCAGAAGUAAGAGAGUUGAUGAGAAAUAAGAAUGUUCAGAAGAUUCCUGGUUGCAGUUGGAUGGAUUGUUAAAUGAGAAACUCAGCUUCUCAGUUCCAGGUGAAGAGUAAUCAACCUAAGGAGGACAAUGCCUCAGUGAAAUAUGCUUGGAACUACUAUUAAGCUUUGAAGUUUUAUGGGCUAUUUCCAGCUCUGACUCACCAAUUUGAAGAGAAUGAGGGCUUAAAGUGGCUUGAGUUGGGUUGAGACUGUUUCUUGUCAUCAGUAAUCUAAAAGUUCUAGCAGCUAGAGCUAAGAGCACAAGAUUUUACUCAAUACAUAAAAUACCUUGAGUGUAGGACAAUGGGCGGUGAAAGUUGGAAAAGUAUUUGGCGCAUAUGCACCAUAUUAUUUACCACAAGUGACAGAAAUCUAGACUCUAGGCAUCAUAAAAAAGAAUGGUAUGCUGUCUACACUCUACACCAAGGCUGAAGUUUAGUGCCUGUAUAGAGAUCAAUCCCAAGAUUCAUAUCAUGUAGUGAAGUUGUUGACAGGAAGGUAUUUUGAGGUUCAUAAAUUUAGGCUCUAGGCAAAGAAAUGGCUGUGAGGAUGUAUUCUGAGAUGGUCACUCUUCAAACUAUGGACAGCAUAUUCUUCUGGUACAGAGGCAAGGAAGAAUUUCCUUCUACCUCACCUCAAUGGGAGAAGAAGCAGUUAACAUUGCAUCAGCAGCUGCGCUUUCUUCUGAUGAUAUAUCUUGCUUCAGUGAUUGCUGUUACCGGGAGCCUGGAGUUCUGUUAUGGCGCGGUUUCACUCUGCAACAAUUUGCUCAUCAAUGCUUUGUAAACACAAAUGAUUUUGGUAAAGGAAGGCAAAUGCCUAUACACUACGGCUCUAACAACCACAAUUACUUCACAGUCUCAUCCCCUAUUGCAAAUUCAGAACACAACUUCCUCAAGCUGUUGGUGCCUGCUUAUUCGCUUAAAAUGGACGGCAAAAGUGCUUUUGCAGUAACUUUUUGUGGGGAUGGUCGUACUAGCGUGAUGAUGAAUAUGAGCCUUCUCUCUUAAGUAAUAAUAGAAUAACACAUCACUAUAUUAAUCGCUCAUAUUUGAAAUAUUGCAUGGAGAUUUUCAUGCCGGUAUGAAUUUUGCAGCAGUAAUGGAGGCUCCAGUUAUUUUUAUCUGUCGCAACAAUGGAUGGGCCAUCAGUACCCCUGUUGAAGAACAAUUACGAAGUGAUGGUAUUGUGGUGAAAGGUCAAGCUUAUGGAAUAUGGAGUAUCAGAGUAGAUGGAAAUGAUGCACUUGCUGUUUAUAGUGCAGUUCAUACCGCACGUGAAAUUGCUAUAAAAGAACAAAGACCAGUCUUAAUUGAGGCUCUUAGUUAUAGAGUAGGCCACCAUUCUACAUCCGACGAUUCAACCAAGUACAGAGCAAUCGAUGAGAUUGGUAAAUGGAAAGAAAUCCUGCGAAUAGAUUCAAAAAAUGGGUUGAAAGGAAUGGUUGGUGGAGUGACAAGGAUGAAUUGUUUUUUUGAAUUUGUAUUACAGUUAAUGCAUGCUAUUCAAGUGGCAGAGAAAGCACAAAAGAAACAAGAAAGAGAACUUAGAAACAUCAUUGAGAAGCAUCCCAAACCUCAAGUGGACAUGUCUAGUCUAUGACAGACUUUCAUCAAACCUUGAGGAGCAAGAAAGAGAACUUAGAAACAUCAUUGAGAAGCAUCCCAAAGAUUACCCUUCUGAUGUUCCUUUGUAGAUAUUUCCAAUUCAAAUAACCAUUUGUACACAAAUUCACAGUCAGAAUGUAAAAUAAAGUUGGGGGCUGCAUGCAUAUUCUUCUGAUUA
Medicago truncatula (barrel medic) is the source of this 3881-nucleotide messenger RNA. RefSeq names its product putative pentatricopeptide repeat-containing protein At1g77010, mitochondrial. The record is from RefSeq and is a predicted model, not a curated record. NCBI's taxonomy places the organism in Eukaryota, Viridiplantae, Streptophyta, Magnoliopsida, Fabales, Fabaceae. Gene Ontology annotation, biological process: RNA modification. Bases 105 to 2129 code for a protein of 674 amino acids. The transcript has 5 exons. Gene Ontology annotation, molecular function: RNA binding; protein binding.